Messenger RNA from Mycosarcoma maydis (corn smut), 1374 nucleotides. RefSeq lists its product as uncharacterized. The record is from RefSeq and is a predicted model, not a curated record. NCBI's taxonomy places the organism in Eukaryota, Fungi, Basidiomycota, Ustilaginomycetes, Ustilaginales. The transcript has 3 exons. Bases 1 to 1374 code for a protein of 457 amino acids.
AUGUUGAGGCCAUCCGCCGUCAUCACGGCAUGUUUAUUGCUUCUGUUCUUCGCGUUGGCAUAUGCAGAAUCGUCAGACCAAGCUUCUCUCUAUGCUGAUACUUCUUGCAACUCGGACUUAUGCCUUCGCGUUGUUUACAGCCCCUCUGAAAAGAGGAUGAACAUGACCAUGUCUGCCAAUGGUGGUGGUGCGCCUAUAGGGUGGUAUGCCGUUGGUACGGGCAAGCAGAUGGACGGAUCCAAUAUGAUGAUCGGAUGGGUGGACACUGCAGGCAAGGUUGUCAUGUCUCAACGCACUGCUUCCGGACAUACCAGCCCCACCACUAGCAUCACGGCAUUGACUGCCACGAUGGAGCCAAAGCAUUCGUUUUCUAACAGCUCUGGAACCGUCUGGACUUGGUCAUUCCCCAUGUCUGGCUCCGACGCCACGCCUUCGGCAUCGACGCCGUUCAUUUGGGCCUCAAACAAGGCUGACAACCCCAGUUCAAGCACAACCGCAUCUAUCAAACGCCACACAGCCUUCGGUUCGAUCACUCUGGAUCUCACCAAGCCCUACUCAGCGUCGUCGUCGUCUGCCUCCAGCAGCAACACAGGAAGCAACACCCCUGUGACUCCAGCAACGGGUAGGGGUAAUGCGAGCAACCAGAGUCAAUCGAACCGUGUCUUGAACAGGGACAACAGUCUCAUCAUCGCACAUAUGGUCCUAAUGAUCGUAGCUUGGUUCAUCCUUGUGCCUACAGCCAUUCUCUUUGGUCGUUUCGGCCGUACCUUCUUCAAAUGGUUUCCUUUGCAUCGCAACAUCCAGAUCGCCGCGUUCUUGGUCGUGCUCAUCGCCAUGAUUCUCAUCAUCGUUAAAGUCGGAUCCGGCACCCAUUUUGACAGCACGCACGCCAAGGCCGGUCUCGCUGUCUUCAUCAUCAUGUGCUUGCAGAUGGUGCUCGGCGCUGUCGGUCACAAAACCAAGCGCUUCAACCCUUCAAGGAUCGUUCAUGUCGUCAUUGGACUCGGCAUCACCAUUGUUGGCAUUUGGAACGCAACCAGCGGACUCAAGCUCUGGAGCUGGGGUGCACCUCGAUGGGCGAACUGGAUCUUGUGGAUUUGGUUCGCCUUGCUUGCUGUAGCCUACUUGGCGGGCCUGGCGCUGCUUCCUCGCGAUCUGCAACAAUGGCGAGAGAAGUCUGGGAACUCGCGCGGUGAGAAGCAAGAGUACCUUGGUCUCCAGAACAAUUCUUCGCCAGGUGUCUCGACGCAGCAGCAAUCGCUGAACGAGCAGCCGACGUUGCACCCAGGCUGGGGCGCUCCGCCGCUGAAACAGGCACCCUCGCGAGCAUACCAAGGCUAUGCUCGGCAGCAUGUGUCAGAUAGCCGUAUUUGA